CUAGGGAAAUUCUAUAGUUUCUGUUUCAUAUAUUAAUAAUUUAUUUUGGGUAUCAAAGAAACAUUAACUAUUGUUUAUUAAAGUAAGAUAGAAGUAAUUUUAUUUUUUUAAUUCUAUCUCACACAAUGAUUGCGUAAACGGAAAUAUAACAAUUACUUACAAACGACCACUUUUGAAUGACCAGCUUUGAUGAUGGAUUUAGAAUUUUUGAUCAAUAAUAGUGGAUUUCAAUUCAAUCAGCAUUUUGGAUUAGUAGACUGGGAUAUCCUUAACGCUGUUGAAGUCGAAAAAAUUGUUCAAGAAACUGACCUAAAGACUCUUACAGCACUAAUUCCAAGUAUUUUAAAUUACAACCCUGAAAAAAUAAGCCCAACAAAAAAAAUAUUUCGUUUAUCACAACUAGUAAUUGACUUAUUAUUGAUCUACAUAAAAAAAACAACUUUUAAAAUUAAUGAAAUAUCUACUCAAAAUAUAUCAAAAAAAGAGUGUAAUGAAAUGCACACAAACAAACUAAUUUAUCGCUUAUUACAAACGCCUGGAGAUAAUACUAUGCAAAUACAAGAAAUGCAUUGGAGUAAUAAGUACAAAGACUUGGAAGAUCGAUAUACUAAAUUGAAAAAAGAUAUUUCUAUAGCCAAAACUACUGAUAUGAAUCACAUAAUUAGUGAUUAUUGUCAAAAUUGCAAUUUUAUUAGAGUUGAAAACUCAUCAAUUGGUACUCAAACUGAAAAUUUAGAUGACUUAAAAUUGAAUACUAAAAAAUGCCAGUCUAAUUUACCUCAAAGUUAUGUUGAUUUAAAUUUAAAUAAGGUAGACAGAAAAGACAAAACAAUAAAAAAUUUAACAGAUAAUCUUCAAUGUAAUAUUGAUUUAAUAGAAGAAUGCAAUCAAUGGUAUUUGAAUGAUAAAUUGGAUAUAGAUUAUUAUGAGUUGAACAAAUUAAGAUUAGAAGCUCGCAUGAAUUUUGUUGAAGAUAACAUUAUUGAAAAUCAUUCAUUAUUAUAUUUCAACAGCAUGAAACUUGAAAUCAUAUUGGGAAAUUUUCAAUUUAAUGAUGACAAUGUAUUGCUAGAUUUAAUUAAACAAGAUGUAAAAGAUAUUGUAAAUAAAAGAAUAAAAAGUCAUUAUGAGUAUGAAAAUUUACAGAAAAGUAUUAUAAACCAACAAGACUUCAAGACUGUUGAAAAUUCUGUGGAGUUGUCUGAGAACAAGGCAAUUGAAAAACAAAUUCUUACAAAUAAAAAAAAUUACCAAAUAAAAAAUAUAAAAAAGAAAACUAAAAAUUUGAGAAAAUUUUUUUUUUCAAAAAAAUAAAAGAAAAAACUGAAUAUUUCUGUAAAUGUGUGUAUUUUAUGUUGUGUAAAAAUAGAUAUUUUUAUUUUUUCAUAAAGUUGUUAA
Daktulosphaira vitifoliae (grape phylloxera) is the source of this 1398-nucleotide messenger RNA. RefSeq lists its product as uncharacterized. The transcript is spliced from 6 exons. The record is from RefSeq and is a predicted model, not a curated record. NCBI's taxonomy places the organism in Eukaryota, Metazoa, Arthropoda, Insecta, Hemiptera, Phylloxeridae. Bases 190 to 1314 code for a protein of 374 amino acids.